This is a messenger RNA of Penicillium argentinense, 2238 nucleotides long. Its product is annotated as Zn(II)2Cys6 transcription factor. Gene Ontology annotation, molecular function: transcription cis-regulatory region binding; zinc ion binding; DNA-binding transcription factor activity, RNA polymerase II-specific. Bases 1 to 2238 code for a protein of 745 amino acids. Lineage: Eukaryota; Fungi; Ascomycota; Eurotiomycetes; Eurotiales; Aspergillaceae. The transcript has 7 exons. Gene Ontology annotation, biological process: positive regulation of transcription by RNA polymerase II. Gene Ontology annotation, cellular component: nucleus. The record is from RefSeq and is a predicted model, not a curated record.
AUGACGGUCACCAGCCUGGUUAUGCAAAACCGUCGAGGCCAUGCCUCUGGAAAACGCCCGUUGCGGCUCCCCAUCAUUGCGCCCAAGGAGGAACUCGCCGAUAGUAAAUUGGACAAGGGUCUGAUUGCACCCCCGCGGAUUCGCUUGCCGCCGCGAUCAAGAACGGGUUGCUGGUACGUCAAUUCCCCGUCUCUGCAUGGCUCAACUCACGCUGACCCUCUAUCUAGGACUUGUCGGAGUCGCAAAGGUACGUUUUUCCUCCUCGUCAGCACGGUCUGGUCUAGACCACCGGAGGAAUCCAAAUGGCUGACCCAGCAUUCCACAGUCAAAUGUGAUGAAGGACACCCGCAAUGUAAUCAAUGCACUCGUCUAGGACAUAUUUGCGACUACCGACCCCGGCUCGCCUUCCGCGAUGACACCCCUCGCAUCAUGGGCCGCAUGGCCGACGUAAAGACAGAUGGAAACAUUGUUUGGGAUCUCUCAUCACCGACCCCCAGCGAAGAAAAGACCGAUUACUUCUCCUGCAAGGACAACUUGCCGGUGUUUGCGAUGCUCACCUCGGACGAGGAUCGGGAGAGGAAGGCAGAGGCGUGCAGUCCCGGCACAUACCACGUCGUCGUGACGCCGGACAGCUUUACUGCUCUGCCUGAAUAUUCAGAUGAUGCACAUGCCCCCGAGUCGGUCAGCUCCGUCGCAACCAGUCCGAUUUCCGGGAUCAAGUCAGAGAACACAACGAUCAGCGAGGACCCAAAUGUUGUCAUCUUGAAGGCGUUUGAGGAUAUCACUCGGCGAUCUUCGUCGACGGGACGCAAUUCGCGGGUGUCCCCGACGUCGGAGAUUUCUGAUCCCUUUUGCGCCCUCUCGCUUUCGCCGAUUCUUGAUUCUCUGCCGUCGCCGGUGAUUUUUGAGGACGAUUCCGCAUCAUUCCUCGAGCCUUGCCUGGAUCAACCGACGCUGGACCCAACCCUCUUUGCUCAUUUCCGACAUGUUGUGUGGAAGCAGCUAUUUCCGCACGACCGGAGCGUGGAUGAUUCUUCCUAUGGGCACGAAAACCAUGGUAUGAGUCUCAGUGUUGAUUUUCUUGCGCGCGAGGCAGUUCGUUUUCCUCCGCUUUCUCCUGCAAUCAUGGCUGUCUCGGCCCUCAGUCUUUCACACAGCGGCACUGGACAGAAUGUCGAUGCCCUGCAGUACUACCAACAAGCUUUUCCCUCCCUCCAAAUUAGCCUCCGCAACAAUGACGAUCUCGUCUCUGACGGGCUCUUCUUGACCCACUUCCUUCUCCUGAUCUACGAGGUUGCGGCUGCCGAGCCUCAUGGUUCAAAUCUCUGGUCUCAUCAUAUCUCUCGCUUACUCCACAUCACCUUCUUGCGUCGAAAUCGGUAUGGACGGGAGCCCUACCCGUUCAUCAUCUGGUGGAUUUGUCACAUAGAUCUCUAUGCCCUGCUGAGUGGAGCCGGGACUGGCGAGUUUCUGCGUGCCAUCCUGGAUAACCAGAUGCUGCCCAGCUCGGACUGUCUUCUCUACCCGUCCGUGGCAGAGGGAUACAGUGUGAUAUACUCCGAUGAACAUGACAGUCUGCCGACCAUUAUGCACCUCUACGCCGAUACCUUCAGGUUAACUGCCCAACUUGGUUUCCUCGCCGCUCAGCUCCGUCAGGAUAAACUGUCCCUCCCUUACGCGGAAUUUGAUCAACGAUCAAAGGAGAUCCGCGACCUACGCCAAGCUUUUGCAAGGUUAUGGGAAGCCCAUGAUGUGGCGUUUUGGCACCAACAGCAAGAUUCUCUGCCGCGACGGUCCCAGGAAAUGUUGCAGCAGUCUGCCACUCUUUUCCAUGUUAGCCAACUGUUCUCCUUCAGUAGCAUGUGGCCCGGGCAACGUCUCGAGUCCGAGUUCAGUUCUGAUGGAGAUAUCGAUCAUCAUGCAUUGGAGAUCCUCCACAUUGCCGAACGAACCGCCCACACUCGGCGUGCCGACCGGCACUCUUUAGUCUUCCCUCUCUUCCUCGCCGGCGCCACGGCUGCGGCCAGCGGCCUCAAGAUGAUGGCGAUGGAACUGAUGACCAGCAUGGAAGACGAGGAAGACGGCAUGGGUCGCAAUGCCGCGACCACCCGGGCCAUUCUGCAGACCGUAUACGAGCGUCAACUCGAGCGGCUCAUGCGGGUCGGCCACACUUUGGAUGUGGACUGGGCCGAUCUCAUGGCCCAGGAAGGGCUGCAGAUGGUCAAUUUCGGCUUCUAG